Molecule: messenger RNA, 339 nt
Organism: Suillus fuscotomentosus
Lineage: Eukaryota; Fungi; Basidiomycota; Agaricomycetes; Boletales; Suillaceae
Exons: 2
Source: RefSeq, a predicted model, not a curated record
GUCUUCACCUCACCUUCGUCUGCGAGUCAAGCCGAAGGUGAUGGUGAUGGUGCUGAUAUUCUUGAGAAUAACAGGUGCACCCGGCGUAGAUCCGACCAGACGAAGGUCAAAACAUGCAUUGCGUCAAUUAUCAAUAUGAAGAAGGUUACCCCUCGUGCUAUCGCAUAUAUCGUUUGUCAGGUUCAUUUCGCUCUCUCGAGUAUAACAUCUUGGUGCACAGUGGACGGAGACUUUGAUUAUGAGGCAUUUUGGUGCAAUAUCCUGGACUUUUUCGAAGACGUUCCUGGCCCUGUCACGAGACAUAAGAUCAACAAGCUUCUUGAAUGGUGGACUAGGUAA